This is a messenger RNA of Sturnus vulgaris (Common starling), 960 nucleotides long. It is a transcript of the gene CLDN10, whose product is annotated as claudin 10. The record is from RefSeq and is a predicted model, not a curated record. Gene Ontology annotation, cellular component: membrane; bicellular tight junction. NCBI's taxonomy places the organism in Eukaryota, Metazoa, Chordata, Aves, Passeriformes, Sturnidae. Gene Ontology annotation, molecular function: structural molecule activity.
CCGCCUGCUGCCGGGCCCAUGGCGAGCACGUCGGCGGAGAUCAUCGCCUUCCUGCUGACCAUCUCGGGAUGGGUGCUGGUCUCUUCCACGCUGCCCACCGACUACUGGAAGGUGUCCACCAUCGAUGGCACGGUCAUCACCACCGCCACCUUUUGGGCCAACCUCUGGAAGACAUGCGUGACCGACUCCACCGGCGUUUCCAACUGCAAGGACUUCCCAUCCAUGCUGGCGCUGGACGGUUACAUCCAAGCCUGCAGAGGAUUGAUGAUCUCCGCUGUCUGCCUUGGCUUCUUUGGUGCUAUUUUUGGACUGGUUGGGAUGAAAUGUACAAAAGUUGGAGGCUCCGAUCAGACUAAAGCAAAAAUAGCUUGUUUAGCUGGACUGAUUUUCAUACUCUCUGGGUUGUGCUCUAUGACUAGUUGUUCCCUGUAUGCAAACAGGAUUACGUCUGAGUUCUUUGACCCUUCUUUUGUUGCACAAAAGUAUGAAUUAGGAGCAGCUUUGUUCAUUGGAUGGGCUGGAGCUUCACUCUGCAUAAUUGGUGGAAUUAUAUUCUGCUUCUCAAUAGCUGAAAACAGUAAUUCUGCAAGGAGGGGGUAUGCCUAUAAUGGAGCCACAUCUGUGAUGUCUUCUCGUACAAAGGUCCACAACAGUGUCCCUGACAAAACCCCACCCAAGCACUUUGACAAGAACGCUUAUGUUUAGUUGCACUCUUGGAAGACUCAAAGAGUUUUAAAACAUGAUUUUGUACGUUUCAUUCAGAGUGAUUCCCCCCACCCCAACCCCAAUGUACUUACCACUAAUGACUUUUACAAAUAUUAACUUGCAGCUUUUUACAUAUUGAUGUAAAUUUUAUUAUAUAAUAUUUUAAGAUUGAUGUUGGUAUUGUAAAGUUUGUACCUGGAAAUCAUGAGCUGAUGUUGCAUUCUUGAAAAAAAAAUAAAUGAGGUAUUUACUAAU